Molecule: messenger RNA, 1407 nt
Organism: Cladocopium goreaui
Lineage: Eukaryota; Dinophyceae; Suessiales; Symbiodiniaceae
Source: the annotation of a GenBank genome assembly
GUCUUCACUAGCUUGCUUGGCUUCGAGGUUCUCACACUGCACGCAGCAAGGUUGUUGGUUUGGAGUUUUUUGCCACCAGAAGAAUUCAAAUUCUGCACCAGAUUUGGGAAUAGAGAACCAUAUUCCAAGCUCACCUUUCGUGGUUUCCGCUAUUUCUGUACGGGCGGUCAGUGGUUGCAAACGCAUCUUCCUCAGACUCUGAUGUUGAGCCUGCCAUCUCUCGUAUUCCUACCCUCCCUGUGUGUCUUUGGGCUGACCGAGAUGGACCCUCAGUGGGGGGACGCCAACUUCGCCGAGGUCCACAGCAAGCUGUACGACGAAAUCAUGAGUUCCAUCCACCUGGUCUUCGGGCACUUCAGCGAUGGAGUUCGAGGACUUCCGGCGGAACACCUCGGGCAGGCCAUGCGGAUCCUGGGGAUGAACCCCACGGAGGAUCAGGAUCUUUGGCCGCAGAUUGUCUACAAACACUUGGCAGAUCUUGGUCGCCCAUACAUCGACCAAGCGACGUUUCACCGUUUCAUCCAGGACGAAUUGACAAAGUAUCUCGAACAGGUUCAGGCUGUGGUUGACUAUCUGAAGCAAUAUGAUACGGACAACAAGGGCGCCUUGUCCACUGAAGAAGUUCAAGCAGCGAUCAGAGGAAGUGAGCUGAGCCAGAAGAAGCUCCAGGCUUGUUGGGGAAGAAUCAGAACUUGCAGUAAAGGUCAGCUGGAUAUUGUGGAGCUGGCAACGUGUUUUCUGGAGCUGGGUGAUGAGGCGGAAAUGCUUGAGCCAUCGGAGGCAGAGAAAGAGAGAGCAUCUGCGAGUGAAGCAGAUAGCAAAGCAGUCGAAAUUCAGGUGGUCAAAGAUGAUGUAUCAGCUGAUGCCGAGGCACAUGCGGGAGCUGGGGUUCCUUCUUUUGGUGGAAGACAGGAGAGCGCCAGUGGCCCUGCAGCCUACAGCACGAUGUUCAGCGACAUCAUCGCUUCCACGAACGCGGUCUUCAGAUAUUUCUCCCAGCCUUCUGGGGUUCCCGCGGAACGACUUGGACAUGCCAUGGCUAUUCUUGGGAUGAACCCCACGGAAGAUGAGGUCAAAAAGCAUUUGGCAGGUCUCGGUGGUCCAAAAUACAUUGACCAAAAGAUGUUUCACCGUUUCAUAGAGGAGGAAUUGGGAAAGCUGAUUCCGAAAGUUCAGGAAUUGCUCGACUAUCUAAAGCAGUUCGACAUGGGCGGUAAAGGGGCAUUGUCAGAGGAAGAGCUGCAAGAAGUGAUGAGAGGAAGUGAGCUGAGAAAGGACGAAGUCCAGGCCGGGUGGGAGCUGCACGAUGGAAUUUGGAGGUUGUCAUUCUUUAAAGUUUGUCACAAGACUGCAAAGCCAAUCCUGGUCAUUCCAUACAUAACUGGUUUACGCAUGCAUAGACUUUAG